GAUAAGCGAUGGUUUGCUGUUACUGGACUGAUACGCUUAACAUUUAAUCAUGAAACCCGACGGUAAAGUACAAAAUGCUUGCGUUAUAGUGUUGGGUGAUAUCGGCCGUAGUCCGCGCAUGCAGUACCACGUUAAAAGUCUUUCGGAAAAUGGAUUCACGGUGGAUUUCAUCGGCUACAUAAGCUCGCCACCGCUGGAAGAGAUCCGCAGCAGUCCCAACGUGCGAAUUCACGAGCUUAAUCCUUUUCCCGAGCUUGAGCUUCCAACCAUCUUAAAGUAUCUUUUUAAAACGAUAUGGCAAGCCCUCGGACUGCUUAUAACGCUGAUGAGCAUCCGCAAGCCGAAGUUUAUCCUGUGUCAAAAUCCUCCGGCCAUUCCGGCGAUUAUCGUUGCUUACAUGUACUGCCUUUUGGCACGGUCAAGACUCAUUGUCGACUGGCAUAACUAUACAUACUCCAUCCUGGCUAUAGAAUCUCCGAACUCACCUGUUACAAAAAUAGCCAAGAAACUAGAAGCUUUUUUUGGUGCCAGAGCGUCCCACGGCUUCUGUGUCACCAAAGCAAUGCAAGAAGAUCUGAAGGCUAGCUGGAACGUCCGGGCUACCGUUUUGUACGAUCGGCCACCGCAGCAAUUUCAGUCUAUUUCGCUCGAAGAAAAACAUAAGCUGUUCCUACGCCUUGGAGAAAACAUAAGUGCCUUCCGAGCGGUCACGUCAGCUGCCGAUAUUGGCAUUGUAGAGCGGACCGCUUUUACUACCAAAUACAGCAACGGAGACGUGAAGUAUGUCGAAAAGCGCCCGGGUUUGUUAAUUUCCAGCACCAGCUGGACACCAGAUGAGGAUUUUAGUACUCUGAUUAGCGCGUUGGACCAAUACGAACGAAUGUGCAGUGAAAACCCGGCUCACUAUCCGCCGCUCGUGUGCAUUAUUACUGGCAAAGGACCGCUGAAGGAAAAAUAUCGUCAAAUCGUUGCAGCGAAGAAAUGGAAAAGGAUAUCGCUAGAGAUGCCCUGGCUAGAAAAUGAAGAUUAUCCCAAACUACUGGCCAGCAGCGAUCUUGGCGUAUGUCUGCACUACAGUUCCAGUGGGCUGGACCUUCCAAUGAAGGUAGUGGAUAUGUUUGGAUGUGGGUUGCCUGUGUGUGCUGUAGAUUUUCAAUGCAUUGCUGAAUUGGUUAGACACGGAGAGAAUGGUUUCGUCUUUCAGGAUCAUCAGGAACUGGCAGAACAGAUAAGCAACUGGUUUUACGAUUUUCCAAACAACAUCGCGCUGACGAACAUGAAGCAGGAAAUGCAGCGACAUUUAAAACAGUUUCAGUCACUCCGUUGGGCUGAAAAUUGGAAAAAUACUGCCCUUCCCAUUUUCAAUGAGUAGUAGGAGUUAGUUUGCCUGGAAUUAUUGUUUUUUCUAAUAUUUGUUUUUCUAACCGUGCAUAUUGAAAUAGAGAUGAACUAAAUAAUAAAAGAGAAUUA
Molecule: messenger RNA, 1470 nt
Organism: Anopheles cruzii
Lineage: Eukaryota; Metazoa; Arthropoda; Insecta; Diptera; Culicidae
Gene: Alg1
Product: chitobiosyldiphosphodolichol beta-mannosyltransferase
Exons: 3
Coding region: 50-1372 (440 amino acids)
Cellular component (GO): endoplasmic reticulum
Molecular function (GO): mannosyltransferase activity
Source: RefSeq, a predicted model, not a curated record